GGCAUGUCAAAACGGGCCAGCUGGCRGCCAUCAAGGUCAUGGACGUUACGGAGGAUGAAGAAGAAGAAAUCAAACUGGAGAUUAAYAUGCUGAAGAAAUACUCUCACCACAGAAACAUCGCAACCUAUUACGGUGCUUUCAUUAAGAAGAGUCCCCCAGGACAUGAUGACCAGCUGUGGCUUGUCAUGGAGUUUUGUGGAGCAGGCUCUAUCACUGACCUCGUGAAGAACACGAAGGGGAAUACUCUGAAAGAAGACUGGAUAGCCUAUAUCUCCAGAGAGAUUCUCCGGGGGCUGGCGCAUCUUCACGCCCACCACGUGAUUCACAGGGACAUCAAGGGGCAAAACGUGCUGCUGACGGAGAACGCAGAGGUGAAGCUCGUGGAUUUUGGUGUGAGCGCUCAGCUGGACAGGACAGUUGGUCGGAGAAACACAUUCAUUGGGACUCCGUACUGGAUGGCUCCAGAAGUCAUUGCCUGUGAUGAGAAUCCAGAUGCUACGUAUGAUUACAGAAGUGACCUUUGGUCGUGCGGCAUCACGGCCAUCGAGAUGGCAGAAGGAGCUCCCCCACUCUGUGACAUGCAUCCCAUGAGAGCGCUCUUUCUGAUACCCAGGAAUCCUCCCCCGCGGUUAAAAUCCAAGAAAUGGUCRAAAAAGUUCUUCAGCUUUAUAGAAGGUUGUCUCGUGAAGAAUUAUAUGCAGCGACCUUCUACGGAGCAGCUUCUGAAGCAUCCGUUCAUACGUGACCAACCGAACGAAAGGCAAGUCCGAAUCCAGCUCAAGGACCAUAUAGACAGGACAAGAAAGAAGAGAGGAGAGAAAGAUGAGACGGAAUAUGAAUACAGUGGAAGUGAGGAAGAAGAGGAGGAAGUGCCUGAACAAGAAGGAGAGCCGAGUUCCAUUGUCAACGUGCCUGGAGAAUCAACCCUCCGACGUGAUUUCCUGCGGCUGCAGCAGGAAAACAAGGAGCGGUCGGAGGCCCUUCGGAGGCAGCAGCUGCUGCAGGAGCAGCAGCUCCGCGAGCAGGAGGAGUACAAGAGGCAGCUGCUGGCUGAGCGGCAGAAGCGCAUUGARCAGCAGAAGGAGCAGAGGAGACGGCUCGAAGAGCAACAAAGAAGGGAACGGGAAGCUCGAAGGCAACAGGAGCGCGAGCAAAGGCGGAGAGAGCAGGAAGAGAAAAGACGUCUGGAAGAAAUGGAGAGGAGGCGUAAGGAAGAGGAAGAGAGAAGAAGAGCAGAGGAGGAAAAGAGGAGGGUAGAAAGGGAGCAGGAGUAUAUCAGGCGACAGCUAGAAGAGGAGCAGCGGCACUUGGAAAUUCUACAGCAGCAGCUGCUCCAGGAGCAGGCCAUGUUACUGGAAUACAGGUGGCGGGAGAUGGAGGAGCACCGGCAGGCGGAGCGGCUCCAGCGGCAGCUGCAGCAGGAGCAAGCCUACCUGCUCUCGCUGCAGCACGACCACAGGCGGCAGCAGCAGCAGCAGCAGCAGCAGCAGCAGCAGCAGGAAAGGACUAAGCAAAGCUAUCAUGGCCCUGAGCCCAAAGCCCACUACGAGCCUGCUGAGAGAGCACGAGAGGUGGAGGAGAGAUUUAGAAAAACUAAUCAGGGCUCCCCUGAAGCACAGUCUAAGCAGAUGGGCAAAGUGUUGGAGCCACCAGUGCCUUCAAGAUCAGAGUCCUUUUCCAAUGGGAACUCAGAACCUGCUCAGCCAGCCCUGCAGAGGCCAAUGGAACCCCAGGUACAGUGGUCCCAUCUGGCAUCUCUCAAGAACAAUGUUUCCCCUGUCUCGCGAUCCCAUUCCUUCAGUGACCCUUCUCCCAAAUUUGCUCAUCACCAUCUUCGUUCCCAGGACCCAUAUCCACCUUCACGCAGUGAAGUGCUAAGUCAGAGUUCUGACUCUAAGUCGGAGGUACCCGACCCCACCCAAAAGCCUUGGGCUAGAUCAGACAGUGACGAGGUGCCUCCAAGGGUACCCGUGAGAACAACRUCCCGAUCACCUGUCCUGUCCCGUCGUGAUUCUCCCCUGCAGGGCAGCGGGCAGCAAAACAACCAAGCAGGUCAAAGAAACUCCACGAGCAAUAUAGAGCCUCGCCUGCUGUGGGAAAGGGUGGAGAAGCUGGUGCCGCGGCCGGGCAGCGGCAGUUCUUCCGGCUCGAGCAACUCCGGCUCCCAGCCCGGCUCCCAUCCCGGCUCUCAGAGUGGAUCCGGCGAGCGCUUCCGGAUGAGAUCAUCAUCAAAAUCAGAGGGUUCUCCGUCGCAGCGUCAGGAGAACACGGCCAAAAAGCCUGAAGAGAAAAAGGAAGUCUUCAGACCCAUCAAGCCUGCUGGAGAAGUGGAUUUAACUGCCUUGGCGAAGGAAUUGCGAGCGGUAGAAGAUGUGAGACCGCCACAUAAGGUGACGGAUUAUUCAUCCUCCAGUGAAGAGUCAGGGACAACGGAUGAGGAAGACGAUGAUAUGGAACAAGAAGGAGCAGAUGAAUCUACUUCUGGACCUGAUGAUGUCCGAGCAGUGUCGACGCUGAACUUGAGCAACGGUGAAACGGAGUCAGUGAAGACCAUGAUUGUCCACGAUGAUGUGGAGAGUGAGCCAGCCUUGACUCCUUCAAAGGAGGGCACCUUAAUUGUCCGACAGAGUACAGUUGACAAAAAGCGCGCCAGCCAUCAUGAGAGCAAUGGCUUUGCCGGUCGCAUUCACCUCUUGCCAGAUCUCUUGCAGCAAAGCCAUUCCUCCUCCACUUCCUCCACCUCCUCUUCCCCAUCCUCCAGCCAGCCGACACCCACCAUGUCCCCACAGACACCCCAGGACAAGCUCACUGCUCACGAGACUCAGUCCGCUAGUAACACACUCCAGAAACACAAAUCUUCCUCCUCCUUUACACCUUUUAUAGACCCCAGAUUACUACAGAUUUCUCCAUCUAGUGGGACAACUGUGACUUCUGUGGUAGGAUUUUCUAGCGAAGCAAUGAGAUCGGAGGCCAUAAGGCAAGACCCCACGCGGAAAGGAUCAGUUGUCAAUGUGAAUCCCACAAACACACGACCRCAGAGCGAUACCCCAGAGAUUCGCAAAUACAAGAAGAGAUUCAACUCGGAGAUUCUGUGCGCUGCCUUAUGGGGAGUGAACUUGUUAGUGGGCACUGAAAGUGGACUGAUGCUGCUAGACAGAAGUGGUCAGGGGAAGGUUUAUCCACUCAUCAAUCGAAGACGAUUCCAGCAAAUGGAUGUACUUGAAGGACUGAAUGUCUUGGUGACAAUUUCCGGUAAGAAGAACAAGCUGCGAGUUUACUAUUUGUCCUGGUUAAGAAAUAAAAUCCUUCACAAUGAUCCUGAAGUGGAAAAGAAACAGGGUUGGACAACUGUGGGCGACUUGGAAGGCUGUGUGCACUAUAAAGUUGUAAAAUAUGAAAGAAUCAAGUUCUUGGUAAUUGCAUUGAAGAGUUCUGUGGAAGUCUAUGCAUGGGCACCAAAGCCAUACCACAAAUUUAUGGCCUUUAAGUCAUUUGGAGAACUGGUACAUAAGCCAUUGCUGGUGGACCUCACUGUAGAGGAGGGUCAGAGGCUAAAGGUGAUCUAUGGCUCCUGCGCUGGCUUCCACGCUGUUGAUGUGGAUUCAGGAUCUGUCUAUGAUAUUUAUCUGCCAACACAUAUCCAGAGUAGUAUCCAACCUCAUGCAAUCAUAAUCCUCCCCAACACGGAUGGAAUGGAGCUGCUGGUUUGUUACGAGGAUGAAGGGGUUUACGUAAACACAUAUGGAAGGAUCACGAAGGACGUGGUCCUGCAGUGGGGAGAAAUGCCCACAUCCGUUGCCUACAUCCGAUCCAACCAGAUUAUGGGCUGGGGAGAGAAGGCCAUUGAAAUCCGGUCGGUGGAAACGGGGCACUUGGACGGCGUGUUCAUGCACAAAAGGGCGCAGAGACUCAAGUUCCUGUGCGAGCGCAAUGACAAGGUUUUCUUUGCCUCCGUGCGGUCGGGCGGCAGCAGCCAAGUGUAUUUCAUGACCCUGGGCAGGACUUCUCUGCUGAGCUGGUAGAGCGCUGGGCUUGGGCAAGGAGUGGCUGACACGCGGAGUCGGAGCUCUUCAUCCCACGGAAUUAUUUUCAACUGGAGUAGAGACCUGCACGGGGGCAGCGCUCUGUGUCAAUGUGUGUGCAGGCGUCACUGGUGUUAGGUUUCUUUUUGUUUCUCAACUGAGGCUGCGAGGCAGCUGGUGCUGUAAAGAUAUUGCCGUCAGGUGCUACGAUGUCUUUGAGAUUUGGGAUCACACUAGAAAGCUACAGGUCUUUUUUUUCCCUUCAGCUCCAGGAUUCCUAGGCUUUGAAGGACUCUGUUUGUUAGUGGGAAAACAGAGGGGRAAAAAAAAUAAAGGAGGAAAACGUAAAAACAGACUUACCAUGAGAUGCUGUUGAAUGGACGGGAGGCAGGCAAGAGAAGGUGACGAGUGGUAUUGAGAGUCAGACUUGCUGAAACGGAGGGCAGAUCUAGUCUAGUAAUGUUAACAAUGUAUUUAAUUGACAUUUCUUUUUUUGUAAUGUGACAAUAUGUGGACAAAGAGGAAGGUGCAGGUUUUAAGAAGUGAAUAUUUAUAAAAUGUGAAAGACA
This is a messenger RNA of Nothoprocta perdicaria, 4591 nucleotides long. RefSeq names its product mitogen-activated protein kinase kinase kinase kinase 4 (gene MAP4K4). Gene Ontology annotation, molecular function: ATP binding; protein kinase activity. The coding region runs from base 39 to 4022 and encodes 1327 amino acids. Gene Ontology annotation, biological process: protein phosphorylation. The transcript is spliced from 31 exons. The record is from RefSeq and is a predicted model, not a curated record. Lineage: Eukaryota; Metazoa; Chordata; Aves; Tinamiformes; Tinamidae.